GUGAAUGUAGUUAUGAAGAGCGAUAUGGAAAAAGAAGCUGGAACCUUUAUUUUGAGAAGUUAUGGAGAAUUCUUCAAAAAACAAUAUCAAGAUUACACAUCUAUACUGGAUACAGGAAGUAAAGAAGAAAACAAAACAUUUGCUCCAGUGCAAGUUAUCAUGAAAACAAAUGAACUCACUUCUUCAUUAGAUCUGGUAGCAUCUGAUAAUACAGUGAUGACCAAAAUUUUAAGCGUAUUAACAUCACUAUGUGUUGAAGUAAAUGAAUUGAAAACAGAAGCUUUUGAAAGGCAUUUUCAUUUCUUAUCAAUAUAUGAUGAAUACAAUACAACAGAUAUAUCUUCUCAAAUGGAUUCAAUAUGUUUGCUAAAUCUGUUUGUUAAUCGCUGUAAUGAUAUUGGUAAUAAUUUAUGCAGUCAAAUAUUUGCAAUAUUUAAUGGAACUGUAAUAAAUUUUGAUGGAAUACAGUGGCACUUUCUGAUAAAUAAAAUUGGGGAAAUCUUAACAAUUCUGGUUAUUAUUGAGCUGCUGAUAUCUAGAUGCUCAUUGGUAGCUAACUGGAACAAAUUCUGCAAAACUUUUAAGAACUGCUAUGAUAAUAUUGAUUUUGAAGGAGAAAGACUUAAAGCUCUGACUGGAGCUGUUAAUAGUAUAACAUCUAAAUUGAUGAAUGAUGAUAUAGUACAGACAACUUUUAAUAAUUUAUUGCAUUUAAGAAAAAAAGAUUUAAAUACCAAGAACUGCUCUCUUGUGUCAGCAGAAUUUACAAAGUACAUAAGGCAAGCUAUACAAAACCUAGAUAAACUGUCACAGGAAAAGCCAAAUGGAGAAAUUAUGUAUAAAUACAUUAAAAUAAAUGUACUAUUUGCUUUCAACUCACACUUGUUUGGAAAUAAUGAUAAAAAGACAUUUAAAAGUUUGAUGGAAUUAAAUACAAAGGGUCACAGCAUAUAUGUAGUUGGGACUGCUAUAUGGUUUCCUGAACAGUUCCUUCAACGAUAUGUUCCUUCACUGUGUGGUAAUUAUAAUAAACUAUCGCAAAUCAUGCUUAAAACUCGUCAGGCUUACAUGAACAAUAAAAAAAUGUCUUUAAAUAAAGAUAUUAUGAUUCUACAAAAUGUAAGCACACAGUGGAUAUUAACCGUUGAAGAACUAUUUUCAAGUAAUAAUAGACUGAGUGCUGCGGAAAUGGCUCUUCAUUCAAAAACGAUUCUGGAUGGACUCAAUAUUGUCUCGAAUAUAAACUAUUCUAUUUUAUCUUUUAUUAAUCUACAUCUUUCGCUCGGAAUGGCGCUGUCAAAAACUAUACUCAUGUCAUUGUUUGAGAUAAUGGACAUUUUGAAAAGUAUGUGGAAUGCUAUCAGGAGGAAUUAUAAUGAGAUCAUAAAUUCGAUUACUAUGAUAACGCAACACUUAACAUUUCAAGCUAUAUCUUCAAUAUUAGAAUUGAAAAAAACAUUGAUGAGUGACAAAAAAUACGCCAUAAAAAAGUUGGACGAACUCACUUGCAUUGUAAUAGCGGAGCAAGCUAUACGAGGGGCGUUAACUUUAAAUCGUAAUAUAGCCACGAAUAUUGCCCUCAGUUUUGUGCCUGAGACAACCUUUGCAGAAGAUAGCUAUGUAAGACUGGGUUUAUUACUUGAAAAAAUACAAACCUUAUCAAAUUUAACUGAAAAUAUAAAUAAAUAUUGUAAUUGCUCCUGGAUGUUGUGGCAUCAGAAUAUAAUUCCUAUAUACUUGGAACAAAAUUUCACCAUGCAAUUGGAGGCAAUAAAAAUAAAAUAUUUUUUUAUGGCCAUAGAAGACUGUGUCGUCUUUCUAGAAGAAACAGAUUGUCACUUCAAAGAAUCAAAGACUUUAGAUUUUAAAAAUAAAAUGAGUCGAAUAAUUGAUGAAACUGUUCUACAAAAUAUAAGCCAAAGUAUAGAAACCAAUCUACGUCUCCAUAUACAUUCUCAUUUACAGUUAGAUGCCGUGAAUCCGUUAACAUUAGACAUGAUUAAGAAAAACCUCUUACUUAUGGACAUUCUUCAUUUACACAAUACAAAUAUGUCAGUAGUACACUCCGUGGAGCAUUAUCUGUCAAAAACCUACUACAACUUGACCACAGUUGUUCUUUCUGACUGGAAAACGUACGGUGAAAUGCGACAAAUGGCAAAAUUGAAAUUCAAUGUUUCAACCAUCCAUGAUAACCUUCCAAAACAGACAUUGGAACAGGGUUUGGAUGUUUUGGAAAUAAUGCGAAAUAUUCAUAUAUUCGUUUCUAAAUACCAGUAUAAUCUUAAUAAUCAAAUUUUCAUUGAAAAGAGUAGCAAUAACAAACACUUGAACUCGAUAAAUAUAAGGCACAUUGCAAACUCAAUAAGAACACACGGUACAGGCGUAAUGAAUACUACUGUUAAUUUUACUUAUCAAUUUCUGAAAAAUAAAUUCUUUACGUUUUCCCAAUUCAUGUAUGACGAGCAAAUCAAAUCACGACUUAUCAAAGACCUGAGGAACUUCAAAGAAAAUGGACAAGUCUAUUUCUAUAAAAAUGCAGAAAAAUUUAAUAAAGGUAUAAAAGUUUUGGGAGUCGCCGAAGACGGACAAAGCUAUUUAGAUUUAUUUAGAGAUUUAAUUAGUCAAAUUGGAAAUGCGAUGGGAUAUGUUCGCAUGAUUCGUUCCGGCGGAAGACAUUGUUGCUGUGACGCGACUGCGUUCCUUCCUGACCUGGAGACAAAAAAAUAUAAAGAAUCCUGUCAAGAAAACGGUCUCAACGAUAAAACGAUUGAGGCCGCGGAAAAUCUGGACGAGAAUAUUAACGACUUGAUAUCCAAUUUCAUUCAAGGAACAGAAUAUUUUAAGUUACUUGUUGAAGUUUUCGCUCCUGUGUUUAGAAACCCUAAGAACGUUCAUCUUAAAAAUUUCUUUAUCAUCGUUCCACCGCUGACACUUAACUUCGUAGAGCACAUGAUAUUAUCAAAAGAUAAAAUGUCGAAAAAAAACAAGGUGGGAGCUUCUUUCACUGACGAUGGUUUUGCAAUGGGUAUAGCAUAUAUUCUUAAAUUGUUGGACCAGGAUUCUAAUUUCGAGACACUUCAUUGGUUUGACUCUGUAUGGAAUCAUAUAAAGGCGGAAAAGGAGACUAUCGACGAGCAAAAAAGUAAAGGUUCUUUGCAACUACAACAAGCAUUAGCUCUCACUGAAAAGAAAAUCAAAACGAUUGAGGAGGAAUAUAAGCUUCUAUAUUACAGUCUUACAAGUGCAAGAAUCUUUUUUAGAUAAAAUAAAAAUAUAAUGAAACAAU
This is a messenger RNA of Melitaea cinxia (Glanville fritillary), 3286 nucleotides long. RefSeq names its product WASH complex subunit 4 (gene SWIP). The record is from RefSeq and is a predicted model, not a curated record. The transcript has 5 exons. Gene Ontology annotation, biological process: endosome organization; endosomal transport. Gene Ontology annotation, cellular component: endosome; WASH complex. Bases 13 to 3264 code for a protein of 1083 amino acids. Lineage: Eukaryota; Metazoa; Arthropoda; Insecta; Lepidoptera; Nymphalidae.